UACUUGUACAAACGAAGCAACGGAAAUAUGUCGUUACCACGAGAAUGGAGCUUGCAGGAUUCGAUUGAGCGUGAUGCUGUCGCCUGUGCGACAGCGUCGCAGGAGAUGGUCGGCACGACCGUCAUCGACGAGAAUAUGAAUCAACAGAAUCAGCUGGGCUCCCUAUUGUCGAUACACUCGGCGCCUGUCUUCGAUCUGAGCAACGGCAUGCCAUCGCCGAAGAGGCCAGCAUCGUUGGCCGUCCAGGCGACGGCAACCUCGACACCUAUUGUGCCACCUCACCUUCAGAGCCCGGAGACGAUCGAGGACGAGGACAACGAUAAUCUCCUAACGAUAUCGAGUCUCACCGCUAGGCCAUUGAUAGCAAAGUCUCGCGAGCUACGCUCGACGAAAAGUUCCGCGUCGAAGAAGAAGAAACCGAAGAGAAACGAGACGAAGAAGCCGAGGAACAUCACCUACGUUCCUUUGGACGGUGGCUACGGAUGGAUCAUCGUUUGCGGAGCAUUUUUCGUACAGUUUUGGGUGGCCGGAUUGGUGAAAUCCUACGGAGUGUUGUACGUUGAGGUGAUGGAAACGUUCAAGGACUCCUCGGCGUCGGUCGCUUCCUGGAUACCGGCUAUUUUGUCUUGUCUUUGUCUAGCGCUUGCUCCAGUGACGAGUAUGCUGUGCCAGAAAUACAGCUGUCGAGCGGUCGUCUUCGUAGGAGGAUUGUUCUGUGCUUUAGGACUGACCUUAAGUUAUUUCGCCACGAGAUUGAUACAUCUCUUUUUUACAUUUGGAAUUUUAACAGGCAUCGGUGGUGGAUUGUCAACGACACCAGGUAUCAUCCUCGUCUCCCAGUAUUUCGACAAGCAUCGCGCCCUGGCGAACGGGAUAUGCGUGUCCGGUACAGCAGCGGGUAGCUUCGUAUUUCCGCUUCUGAUCGAGACUCUGGUGAAGAAUUUCGGUUUCCACGGGACUAUCCUCCUACUGGGUGGCUGCAUGCUCCACGUGUGCGUGAGCGCUACCCUCUACCGACCGUUGGAGAACAAUUACGCACCCGAGGAUGUCGUUAUGGCGGAUAAAUUAGAAAAGGUCGAGCCAACGGCAAAGGAAUUAGAAACGGCGAAGCAACAGAAAUUAGACGUAAUAUUCGCCGACUCGACUACCAAGCAUAAUCUGUUGAACGAAUUGUUUCAUCAGAACAAUGUAGUGGCGGUGGAGCUGACCGACAGCGACGAAGAGAAGGACGUGAUGGGGGAGGCUCUAAGGCUGAAACCGAUAUCGAAGAUACGUAGCUCGAGUAUACUUCACAGCGUCGAGGAUCUGUCGACCGACUCCACGUGCGUGUACAAGGCGAGAUCGUCGUUGAGAUCGUUGAGAUCGUCGGUAACCGCCGUAUGUCCAGUUCCUCAGAACGAACCACAAGUGCCGGAGGAAAAGAAGACUGUCAUGCAAAGGAUAGCGCGAUACAUUGACCUGUCGCUAUUGAAAAAUCCUCAGUUUAUCAUGAUGUGCUUCUCCGUCAGUCUCAUGUCCACCGGAAGCCCGUACAUGCUUUAUUAUCUGCCAGCCUAUGUUCACGCGGCUGGUUACACGAAAUCGGAAGCUGGAUACUUAGUUGCCAUUUCAGCGGCGCUUGAUCUAUGCGGGAGAUUAGGACUUGGAUGGCUUUCAGACUUGCAGCUGUUCGAUCGACGGAAAGGAUACAUCGGAAGCGUCGUAGGUGCUGGUGUAGCAGUACUGGCAAUACCAAUGGCCCAUUCGUUCUAUGUACUGGCAUGCUCCGUGGGUAUGUACGGAUUAUGCCUGGGCUGUUGGUUUCUCUUGGUACCCGUCCUUCUCGCAGACCAAUACGGAACUGAUAAAAUAUCCUCUACUUACGGUCUUGUCAGGAUGUUCCAGAGUGUCGGAGCUAUUUCUAUUCCGCCUUUAGCAGGCUACCUGCGUGAUGUAACGGGAAGUUACAAUGUAUGUUUUCUCUGUAUGGGAACGUGCAUGGUCAUGGGUGGUCUACCUUUGCUCCUGGUUUUUAACGAAGUAACCAAGUCAUCGAAGAUGACCGUUAAUGCUGAGAACAGUAACUGUCAAGGAGAGACGACUGUGAAAGAAUAAGAUAUUUUGCGAAUGUGAUUGAAUGUGUAAUAGAAAACUAAUAAAUCGCAACAUUUUGUCGCUACAAUUAUUCCACUAUGAUGUAUUGCUUGGUUCAAUGUAUUCGUAACGUUUUACGAUAAAUACCUCAUUCGCGGCAGGUAAGGGUGAUUUCCAUAAAUUUUUAUAAAUGCAAGUCUCUCUCUCUCUCUCUCUCUCUCUCUAUCUCGUUUUAUUGGUAAAUAGAAUUCUUCUCAUUUACACCAUUUCAUAAUGAAGUAAAAAUAAACGAUGUAGAGCAAAAAUUGUUAUACGUAUACACCCUGUAAAGAGUUGCUUCUAAAAAAAAAAGAAAAAAGAAAGAUUGAUUUAUAGUUGUUAUUUGCCUUAUGUACCGCAUUAACAUUAUGUACAUUGUAUUUACAUGUUACAUUAUGAUUAUUUGUAGAAAACGAAGAAUUGCGGCAGGUCCUGCGACGAAAGAAACAGUCUUAGUAGGAAAUACAUAUUUUUCAUACAGAUAAAAUGUAACUGAACACAGCGAUCUUUAAUAAAAGUUAUAUUCUUUUCACUUA
This is a messenger RNA of Osmia lignaria (orchard mason bee), 2648 nucleotides long. RefSeq names its product monocarboxylic acid transporter silnoon (gene Sln). Gene Ontology annotation, biological process: transmembrane transport; monocarboxylic acid transport. Lineage: Eukaryota; Metazoa; Arthropoda; Insecta; Hymenoptera; Megachilidae. The record is from RefSeq and is a predicted model, not a curated record. Gene Ontology annotation, molecular function: monocarboxylic acid transmembrane transporter activity.